CUGGCUUUAGUUGCUAUUGUCUUGAUAUAAAGAUAAACUCAGGCAGCAUUUCAAAAGUGGGGAAAAGCACAUGUAGGCAAAAAGGCGCACUUCCGUGAGCUUCGAAUAGGUUCUGUUUCUGAAAGGCGAGGAGGGGAUCUGAUCCAGUUCUACUAUCUACGAAUAUUUACAUAAACUCCUGCUAUUAACUUCUAGCUCUGGCGAUGAGUUAUGAAAUUGCCUCAAAUAAAGAUAAAGCAGAGUAGUGUGUACCUCCUAUCUAAUUAUUGUUCAGCUUUUUUUAUGGACUUUUAAAGUUCUUAUCAUACAAUUCGUAGCUCUACGCAUUUUAAAACUAACCUCAAGUAUCCUUUUUUAGAAAAAUAGAAUAUUUUCUGUUCCCUUAUGCUUGAUAUACAGUAGAAAUAAAUUUCAAGAAAGCAGAAUCUGGGAAGCAAUCAACGUUUCGCGUGCGGUUUGUUUACUUGAACUUCCGUCAAGACAAUGUAACUAAAAUAGGCGUAAAAGAAGCGCAACAUAAUGAAAGGCGUUUCCCUUGCCAAAUUGUUCAAAAGCAUGCCCUACCCCUCAUUAUCAUUACGAUUCCAGCUGCCGAAUUUGAGUUUUUAUAGACGAACCCUAAAUCAAAAUGGAAUUAGCAUCAUUACAUAUAAUGGAGAACAGCGAAGAAGAGAUGAGAGCCACUUGGUCGUAUCUGCUUGGACUGCUAUUGCCUGUGAGUCUUAUUAGAAGCUUCAAAAGAAUGGGAGCAUUGCCUGUUUCACAUGUGGAUUUGCAAAAGGAGCGGAAUGAGAAAAGCCAUCACACAGACAAAUUUCAAUCAAAGGGCCUAGUCAUACGAAGAGGGCAGCCCUUCUACAUUGACCUGCAUCUAACCGCUGAUUAUAAGGAGCAUGAACAUGACUUCCAAGUUGUUCUCAAAACUGGCAGAAAACCCCGACAGAGUGAUCGCUCAAAAGUCCUUAUUCGCAAGACAGAAGAUUUAGACAAAGGAAAUUGGGGCAUGGUUAUCGUUGGUACUACAGCGAAACGGUUGCAGCUGAAAAUAAGCAGUCCGGCAGAUACGAUAGCAGGGAAAUAUAAAUUAUCAAUUGAAGCAGCAGGGAGAACUAUUUAUGACAAGGAUGAGCAUUUAUUUGUCUUAUUCAAUCCAUGGGCUGAAGAUGACGAGGUGUACAUGCCACAAGAGUCCUGGUUAGAAGAGUAUAUUCUGAACGACCACGGAAUCCUGUAUCAAGGCUCUGCAGACAGUAUCAGUGCAACGAGAUGGUACUUUGGGCAGUUCGAUGAAAUAUCUCUGGAAGCAGCAUUUGAUAUACUAGAAUCUACAAGCAUUAGAGGACGAGACACUGCAAGGGAAGUGGCCAGGAGGGUUUCAGCUAUGGUAAAUGCAAAUGACGAAGGAGGCAUCGUGAUGGGUAACUGGGGCAGAGAUUUCGCUGGCGGUGUUGAGCCAUGGUCAUGGACGGGAAGCACAGAGAUUUUGGAGCAAUAUAUGAGAACAAAGACGCCGGUUAAGUACGGCCAGUGUUGGGUAUUCUGUGGUGUGACUACGACAAUCAUGCGAGCCCUUGGCGUGCCUACGAGACCUAUAAGCAACUUCAAUUCAGCACACGACUCUGACUCCAACUGCACAUAUGAUCGAUUCUAUGACGAAAAUGGAGAAUUUCUUCCAAAGAUGUCUGGGGAUUCAGCAUGGAACUUCCAUUGCUGGAAUGAUUGUUGGAUGGCUAGGCCAGAUAUUGCUCCUAGUUAUGGCGGAUGGCAAGCUGUGGAUGCCACUCCACAGGAAAGAAGUAAAGGGCUUUUUCAACUUGGACCUGCGCCACUGAAAGCAGUGAAAGAAGGCAAUGUCGAUAUCAAGUUUGACGCGCGGUUUGUGUUUGCCGAAGUUAACGCAGACACCGUUUACUGGAAGCGCGACACAGCCGGUGGAUCUUUCAAACCAUUUGAGGUGGACAAAAAAUCAAUAGGACAAUUCAUAUCAACUAAAGGCGUUGGAAGGUAUAACUGGAAUCGGGUUGAUAUUACUGAUGACUAUAAAUAUGCUGAGGGAACUUCGCUCGAGGAUGUUGCUGUAAGACGUGCUUUGCGCAUGAGCAAUAAUCCAACGAUUCGGCCUAAUAGCAAAGAUGUAUUGUUCACCCUGCGCCUUUCCAGCUAUGUUUACGUAGGUCAUGACGUCAGCAUGACAAUAGAGAUGCGCAACACUGGAAUGAAAAACCUGAAGAUUCAGGCAACUGUGAGUGGCAACGUUGUGAUGUACAAUGGAGUAUCAUUAAACAGCUUAAAAUCGCAAAAAACUGACGUCCAACUAGGUCCCUACGCAUCUACUCGUCAUUCGGUAGUGAUCGAGGCUCAGGAGUAUCUGAAUGAAAUACAAAGUAACCCAAGACUCAGCAUACACGUAAUGUGUUUGGUAGCUGAAACUGGACAAGCCUUUGCAAAGGAGGAGAUUGUAACUAUAUGGAGGCCUGAUCUUACCUUUGAAGCACUCCCAAGUAGAUGGAAGCUUGGAAAGCAAGUCAUGUUUUACGUGCGAGUCAGAAAUCCACUCAACGUCCAGCUAACGGACUGUGUGCUUCGUGUUAAUGGAAACCUAAUGAAAGGACACAUUGUUUUGCCACAAAAAAACGUUCAGCCAAAUGGAAGCUUGCAGAUGUCAGUAGUACUGAUCCCAGAGUUCGAAGGCGAGAGAGACAUCAACGUGGCAUUUUCAUCGAAGCAGAUUGGUGGGUUCAGUGGUCAUGCCUUUAUACGUAUCUUCAAAUCAAACGCAUAUUAUUAGAGUGGCUGGAUGCAAACGAUAAAAAUUCAACUGAACAAUACAUACAUCGUAUUUAUGUAGAUUGCCAUGGAAGUAUUUAUACAAAAGAAGUUUAUUUAUUUUCAGUUUUGUUUUUUAUUUCGUAAUCAAAUUUUUCUGUGCUACAAAUGGAGACUAUCUUGCCAAAUCAUUUUAAGCGAUGUGAUAUAAAAUUUCAUUUUAAUGAACUUCAUUUUCGU
Messenger RNA from Rhopilema esculentum, 3006 nucleotides. Its product is annotated as protein-glutamine gamma-glutamyltransferase E. NCBI's taxonomy places the organism in Eukaryota, Metazoa, Cnidaria, Scyphozoa, Rhizostomeae, Rhizostomatidae. The record is from RefSeq and is a predicted model, not a curated record. Gene Ontology annotation, biological process: peptide cross-linking. Gene Ontology annotation, molecular function: protein-glutamine gamma-glutamyltransferase activity.